AUGUUUGGGAUUAAGAACUUCUCUGCUAUUAUUAACCCACCCAAGCAUGUAUUGUGGCAGUUGGUGCUUCAGAGGAUCAACUGGUUCCAGCAGAUAAUGAAAAAGGAUUUGAUGUGGCUAGCCAGAUGUCUGUUACACUUAGUUGUGACCAUCGGGUUGUGGAUGGAGCAGUUGGAGCCCAGUGGCUUGCUGAGUUUAGAAAGUACCUUGAGAUACCUAUCACCAUGUUAUUAUAA
This is a messenger RNA of Rangifer tarandus platyrhynchus (Svalbard reindeer), 236 nucleotides long. The record is from the annotation of a GenBank genome assembly. NCBI's taxonomy places the organism in Eukaryota, Metazoa, Chordata, Mammalia, Artiodactyla, Cervidae.